UGAAACUUAAACCGGUGUAUUCCAAUCCCUGGUUCAUUUAAUUAAACCGGUGAUUAAUCGGGUCGGAUAUUCUUCCACAUUAAAUACCCGUUACCGGGUCGGAUUCUUUUUGAUCCGGACGGAGCAGACUCGAUUGGGGAACAAUUCAUUCUUCUGGGUGUGUUGUGUUUGAGUUUUUGGAUCAUACGAAGAAGAAAUCGGCGGGAGAAGCUAUGUCGAGGCUAUGGGCGAGAUUUGCGGGAUUGUUCAGUAGCAAGAGUUUUAUCGGAGUAGACAAGACUGGUAACAAGUACUUUUCCAGAAUGGAGGAGAUUGACGGAUUCGUGAAGGAGAAAAGAUGGGUCAAGUUUAGACGAGAGGAGGACCCAACCUCUAUUCCUGUUGAAUGGAUUUGUUGGCUGAAUGGGCAGCGAAAAAGGGCUCCUACUCCUGAGGAAAUGAUUGAACUUGAAGCAAGGCGUGAGCGUGUAAAGCUUAAUGUUGCUCUUCUCAAGAAGGAAGAGGAGGAGAAGAAAGCCAGAGUAGGCACCGGACGCAAAAUCACCAUUGGUAAAGUUGAUGGUCCAGAUUUGACAAGCUUUGUUCGCCAAUUUCCACCAGAUUCAAAAGGUGGUGAACCAGAGGAAGCUAGUGAAGAAGCAGAUAAAUCAAGGGCCAAGGAACAUGAACCCGAGAUAGUUUCUGCAGAACCACCCGAACCAAAGACAACAGAGCCAUCAGGAUCUGGAUCAUCAUUUAGGCCCGGGACAUGGCAGCCACCAUCCUAAACACAUCUCUCUUCACGCAGAUGACAAACCAACAUACUAUUCAAUUAUUUUGUUUGUUGUACUCUACACAACCGAUUGGUUUGAGCCUUACAGAUGAGCCAUAAGACCAGAGAGCUUUUCAAGACCCUAAAAUUGUGUCCUUUCACGCUGUCAUUGAGGACUUAGAAGAGUCAAAAUGAGAAGCCAUCUUCUUAUACUUUGUUUUGUUUAGGGUGUUUGUCUCUUGGCAUAAUGCUUGAGACUUUUAGCCUGCCUUGUCCUUCAUAGCUGAAGAGGAGCCUAGCUACCUUUUGUUUCUCUUCGUUGACUUGAAUAAAACAGUUUGAUUGAAUAACAGUUAUUCAUUUUCAUGUCAUGAUGGUAGUGGAUAUAAGAAAAAACAAAUACAUAGAAUAAUUAUUUUAAUGUUUCAGAGGAGAAAUCCU
This is a messenger RNA of Arabidopsis thaliana (thale cress), 1192 nucleotides long. Its product is annotated as NADH:ubiquinone oxidoreductase, 17.2kDa subunit. Gene Ontology annotation, cellular component: mitochondrial inner membrane; respiratory chain complex I; membrane. Lineage: Eukaryota; Viridiplantae; Streptophyta; Magnoliopsida; Brassicales; Brassicaceae. The record is from RefSeq and is marked reviewed. Bases 213 to 767 code for a protein of 184 amino acids. The transcript has 9 exons.